AUGUCUCAAAGAUACAGAGCAACAAAUGCAGCGCUACGAGACCGUUCAGCUCUCCUGGGUGUGACGCCUCCAGCAUCGGGACGCUCGUCACCGUACCCAGAGCCCUCUGGCCACCGCUACGUGGAUGACCUGGAAGGUCAGAAUGAUGAGGCGUUGGAAGGCCUGGCAGCCAAGGUGAAGCUGCUCAAGGAUAUCACCGUUGGCAUCGGAAACGAGGUCCGAGAGUCGACUGUGCAACUCAGUCAGAUGAAUGACGCAUUUGCGGAAACCUCGGGCAUCCUAGCUGGCACGUUCCAUCGGAUGAACAACAUGGCACAGCGGCAGGGCUGUCGAUGGCUAUGGUACAUUCUAUUUCUCGUACUUGUGUUCUGGUUCUUCAUCAUUGUAUGGUGGUUUCGGCGAUAA
Messenger RNA from Suillus subaureus, 405 nucleotides. RefSeq lists its product as uncharacterized. The record is from RefSeq and is a predicted model, not a curated record. Gene Ontology annotation, biological process: endoplasmic reticulum to Golgi vesicle-mediated transport. Lineage: Eukaryota; Fungi; Basidiomycota; Agaricomycetes; Boletales; Suillaceae. The transcript has 4 exons. The coding region runs from base 1 to 405 and encodes 134 amino acids.